AUGAUGGCAACAUUGCAGAAUAAAGAAGAAUAUGGGAAGGGACCAAAGAAAACCUUUGCUCCACCUGUACAAAAAUUGCAUAGACUGAUGCCUUUGAGCCCUAACUCACUCAAGGAGGACACUCGGGAGAUCAGUUCCCCAGAGGCAGAGGCCACAGCAAGCCUGCCGAAGGCCAGAUUAGAGAAGAAGAAUGAGAAGGCCCACACUGAGAAUGGUCCAGGCAGCGGGCAGGAGGAGCGAGGAAAGAAUCUAUGCAACAAGCAAGCAGAAGGGAAAGUAGAAAAGGAAAGGACAAGUCUUACCAAUGCAGAAUUUGAGGAGAUUGUUCAGAUUGUGCUACAGAAGUCCCUACAGGAGUGCUUGGGGAUAGGAUCUGACCUUGGUUUUGCAGAGACAUCCUGUGUGCGGCCCAUAGGAUAUACCCAGUCAGGCAAGGAACGAGGAAUUGCUUCUAUAACUGCUGCUAGUGAUAGUGCUGAUGGCUCUGGCAAGAUACCUAUUUCAAUUGGGAAAAAGACAAAUCAGUUUGUUGUCUGGGUCCAGUGUUCUUCCCCAAACUGUGAGAAAUGGAGGCGACUGCAUGGGAACAUUGACCCCUCCACUCUCCCAGAUAACUGGUCUUGUGCCCAGAAUAUAGUGGAUAGGGAAGGCUAUGGGGUCUAUGAGGAAAAGAAAAUAAGAGAGAUACAGUGGCCGGGCAUGGUAGAAUCUGAUCCUGACCUGGGGGAGUAUUUUCUUUUUGCUUCUCAUCUUGAUUCCCUGCCGAAAAAGUACAAGAACAAGGACUGCAUCCAGAAACUGGAGGCAGCCCUAAAGAUGGCUCAAGAGGCAGAACAGGUCAACAUUCAGGCCCCCAUGAAUGUCAUUGACCAGAUAUCUGGGAUGAUUGGACGGGUGGAGAGAAGAAUAAACAAAAACUUAAUGCUCUCUGGGCCUAACAGCUCAAAUUCCCGCUUUGAGAAAGAAGAGGAAGUAGAGUCAGAGAUGGAGGAGGAGGAAGAAAAAAAAAUAGAAGGGCCUGGGCCCCGGGAACCACUGUGCUGGGAAGCUGGAGGGGCUGCACCUGAAGAUGAAGCCUCCAGUGACUUGGACCUGGAGCAACUCCUGGAAGAUGUUGGAGAAGAGCCUGAGCCAAGAGAGGAGUCGCUGCGCAGAGAUGCCGGGGAGGACGUCACCAUGGCCUUAUUGGAGGAGUAA
Orycteropus afer afer is the source of this 1197-nucleotide messenger RNA. The record is from RefSeq and is a predicted model, not a curated record. Lineage: Eukaryota; Metazoa; Chordata; Mammalia; Tubulidentata; Orycteropodidae.